This is a messenger RNA of Cuscuta campestris, 1072 nucleotides long. The record is from the annotation of a GenBank genome assembly. NCBI's taxonomy places the organism in Eukaryota, Viridiplantae, Streptophyta, Magnoliopsida, Solanales, Convolvulaceae.
UAGGAGAUCGAUGAAUCAUGUCAUGUCCCUCUUGAAUUAAUAUGAAUACCAUUUAUUUUUCCAAAGGAAAAAAACAUCUUUCCAAACAAAACUAGGAACCGUGGGUCAAAUUUCGGGAAGAUCUCCACCGGUUUCAGCUGACCCGAAUUUCCCCCCCAAAUUGCUUUCCGAUCUGUUGAGUUUAUGUGUCUUUCUUCACGUUUCCCCGUAAAGUACUUCCAGUGGGAGCAUGAUUUCAUCUCUUCCGGUCUGAUAAUCUGCUGCGUCAUUUGAUUGUAGAGUUAAAAUGGAAGAUUUCGAGAAAUUUGAAGGCGCGGAUGGUGUUAAUCCGCCCAGAGAUGGCGUUUCCAGUGGGAAAUCGGGUGCGGAGAAGAUGGAAGCUGCAAUCAUGGAAGAACUCUUCAAAUUGAGGGGACUUCCCCAGUACAGCUCUUAUGUGAUUCAUCGAUUACGGGUUUUGAACAAAAUCCUGCAGCUUUUGUCCAUUCAGCGAACCAAAACACAAGAUGAGGAGUUGGAAUCACUGUUUGCUGGGCUUUCUAUUGGCUGAUGAAUUAGUCUCUAUCCAGGGUGACUGAAGAAGUGUAAAAUAUGCUCGAGAAUGCUUUUCAUAUUACCAAAGCUUGGAGUAACUAUUUUCUACAUCUGAUUUAGUACUUUUUCUUAUUCAAAAAACUCAACACACGCACAAACACACUCUAAGCCAUUAUGGUAUAGUUGUUUUCAGGGCACUUGUUUCACUUAUUUGUAGAACUCGAUUAAACGUUUAUGAUAUUGGAUAGCAUGAUUCUUCUUAAUUUGACACAACCAUUGCUAUACUCUCGGGUGUCGUAGCUUAGCUUGUCAAACACAAUUCUAUGUGUUUGCAAAUUAGCUUUAGAUUGAUUGUGACUUAAGAAAUGGUGUCGUAGCUUAGUCGAUCAAUUGAGGAUAAAAGAGAGAAAUUGCCCUGGUUCGACUCGUCGAUGAAAGACAACCAGGUUCUUGUUGUUGAUGGACGUUGCACAGUUGGCAAAGGUAAAUUGUAUCAAAUGCGUAAGAUUCGAGUUUGAUUCGUGGCGACUGUGCGAAA